Exserohilum turcica Et28A is the source of this 1510-nucleotide messenger RNA. RefSeq lists its product as uncharacterized. Gene Ontology annotation, cellular component: cytoplasm. The transcript is spliced from 2 exons. Bases 32 to 1381 code for a protein of 449 amino acids. Gene Ontology annotation, biological process: L-phenylalanine catabolic process. The record is from RefSeq and is a predicted model, not a curated record. Gene Ontology annotation, molecular function: homogentisate 1,2-dioxygenase activity. NCBI's taxonomy places the organism in Eukaryota, Fungi, Ascomycota, Dothideomycetes, Pleosporales, Pleosporaceae.
AGCAAUUGACCAGCCGCUUGCACUGUCCAGGAUGCCGACUACACAGUUUGCUUUCAAGGAAAAAUACCGAUACCAGAACGGCUUCGGCUCCUACCAUGAAACAGAAGCAGUAGAAGGCGCUCUCCCAGUGGGCGCAAACUCGCCGCAAAAGCCUCCGUACGGGCUCUACGCUGAAAAACUCUCCGGGACCGCCUUCACAGCCCCCAGACACGAGAACCAGCAAUCAUGGCUCUAUCGCAUCUUGCCGUCGUGCGGCCACAGCAACUUUGAAGCGCGCGAGUCCAAGACGUUCAACACAAACCCCGAGAACAAGCCGUGGGAGCGGAUACACUACAUCCCAAACCAGCUGCGGUGGGACCCGUUUGACCUCGACGAGACGGUCGACUGGGUGCAUUCGCUCCACCUGGUGGCGGGUGCGGGCGACCCUACCAUGAAGUCGGGGGUCGGGUACUUUAUAUAUGCUGCCGGAAAGGACAUGGCGGCCAACGAGGCGUUUUACUCGGCUGACGGCGACUUUCUCAUUGUCGCUCAGCACGGUGUGCUCGAUAUCCAGACUGAGCUGGGCCGUCUGGUUGUGCGUCCAAACGAGAUCUGCGUGAUUCCGCGCGGCAUCCGAUACCGCGUCACGCUUCCUGAAGGCCCGGUGCGAGGCUACAUCCUCGAGCUGUAUCAGGGCCAUUUUACACUUCCUGAGCUGGGCCCCAUUGGCUCCAACUGCCUUGCCAACGCGCGAGACUUCCAGGCACCCGUGGCCGACUUUGACGAAGACACGGAGACGGAGUGGCAAAUUCUCGCAAAAUUCGCCGGCCAUCUGUACGCGGCCAAGCAGAAGCAUACGCCGUUCGACGUGGUGGCAUGGCACGGCGUCUACUACCCUUACAAGUACGAUCUCGGGCGAUUUAACACGGUAGGGUCCAUUUCGUAUGAUCACCCCGACCCGUCUAUUUUUACGGUUCUCACGGCGCCGUCGGACCACGCAGGGACAGCAGUGGCCGACUUCGUCAUCUUCCCGCCUCGGUGGCUAGUGGCCGAAGACACGUUCCGACCGCCAUGGUACCACCGCAACACCAUGUCCGAGUUCAUGGGCCUGAUCGGCGGGCAGUACGAUGCAAAGACUGGCGGUGGGUUCCAGCCGGCGGGAGCGUCUCUGCACAAUGUCAUGUCGGGCCACGGCCCCGAUGUUACGACUCACGACAAGGCGUCGAAUGCCGAUCUGCAGCCGGCCAAGGUGGGCGAGGGCAGCAUGGCCUUUAUGUUUGAGAGCUCGCUGAUGAUUGGCGUGACGGACUGGGGGCUAAAGACGUGCCAGAAGGUGCAGGAAGGGUACAAUGCGGAGAGCUGGGAGCCGCUGAAGCCGCAUUUCAAGAGGCCUGGCAAAUAGCUGUCGGUGGUGGUGGAUAAUGGCGCUUCAGCACUAGCGGCAGGAUCCGAAGGGCCACUACAUGUGAACAAGACAAGUGGCUGGUUGUGAUUGUAGCGAUAAGUUUUAGAGUAACUAUGGGUUCCCUAC